Molecule: messenger RNA, 1742 nt
Organism: Elephantulus edwardii (Cape elephant shrew)
Lineage: Eukaryota; Metazoa; Chordata; Mammalia; Macroscelidea; Macroscelididae
Gene: SGMS2
Product: sphingomyelin synthase 2
Exons: 5
Coding region: 237-1334 (365 amino acids)
Biological process (GO): sphingomyelin biosynthetic process; ceramide biosynthetic process
Cellular component (GO): endoplasmic reticulum membrane; Golgi membrane
Molecular function (GO): sphingomyelin synthase activity; ceramide cholinephosphotransferase activity
Source: RefSeq, a predicted model, not a curated record
AGGUGGGAUAGUAACAUCUUUUGGGAAGAGAGAAUUGGCUUCCUUUCUGGAAAGUGGCAAGUAUACAACAGAUAACUGAACAGGAAGAACCGCAUUCAGAUGGCUGGCUUUCUACAUUUUGUACUAGGAAACCCAAUCUAUUCUAAGAGUAUAUGUUGAUCUUGGAAGUAGAAGGACUGAAAGAAAUCAAGGUUCCAGAGACAAUAAGAACUUGACUAUCCAAAGACCAAAGGACAAUGGAUAUCAUAGAGACAGCAAAACUUGAAGAACAUAUGGAAAAUCAGACCACCGAUGCUGCAAACACUUACACAAGACCAGCUGAACCCGCUGAGGAGGAAAACAAAAAUAGCAAUGGGAAGCCUAAGAGUCUGUCCAAUGGCCUGCGAAAGGGUACCAAGAAGUACCCAGACUAUAUCCAAAUUGCAAUGCCCACUGAGUCGAGGAACAAAUUUCCCCUGGAGUGGUGGAAAACAGGCAUUGCCUUUGUGUAUGCUCUCUUCAACCUGGUCUUGACGACUGUCAUGAUCACAGUUGUCCAUGAGAGAGUCCCUCCCAAGGAGCAGAGCCCUCCACUCCCAGACAAGUUUUUUGACUACAUCGAUCGGGUGAAAUGGGCAUUUUCUGUAUCAGAAAUAAAUGGGAUUAUAUUAGUUGGAUUGUGGAUCACCCAGUGGCUGUUCUUGAGAUACAAGUCAAUUGUGGGGCGCAGAUUCUUUUUUAUCAUGGGAACUUUAUACCUGUAUCGCUGCAUUACGAUGUAUGUUACUACUCUCCCAGUGCCUGGGAUGCAUUUUCAAUGUGCUCCAAAGCUUAAUGGAAACUCUCAGGCAAAAGUAGAGCGGAUCCUACGGCUCAUUUCUGGUGGUGGAUUGUCCAUAACUGGAUCACAUAUCUUAUGUGGAGACUUCCUCUUCAGCGGCCACACUGUUGUGCUGACCCUUACUUAUUUGUUCAUCAAAGAAUAUUCACCUCGUCAUUUCUGGUGGUAUCAUUUAAUCUGCUGGCUGCUGAGUGCUGCUGGGAUCGUCUGCAUUCUUGUAGCACAUGAACACUAUACUGUCGAUGUGAUCAUUGCUUAUUAUAUCACAACACGGCUGUUCUGGUGGUACCAUUCAAUGGCCAAUGAAAAGAACUUGAAGGUCUCUUCACAGACUAAUUUCUUAUCUCGAGCAUGGUGGUUCCCCAUCUUUUAUUUUUUUGAGAAAAACGUGCAAGGCUCAAUUCCUUGCUGCUUCUCCUGGCCACUCUCCUGGCCUCCGGGCUGCUUCAAAUCAUCCUGCAAAAAGUAUUCACGGGUACAGAAGAUCGGAGAAGAUAAUGAGAAAUCUACCUGAGGAGCCAAAACCAAGGGCACCCGCUCUUAAACCAAAAGAGUUAACGCUGUAACCAAAGGUAUAGUUUUGUUUUUAAUUUUAGGAGAAUUGACUGGCAGAUGAAGCAGUGGACCAAAUUGUGUAUAAAUGAUCAGAGAGAUGAAUGAAGUAUUAUCCCUUGACUCAUUUUUUUAUUCAUCCUGAGAAAAAGAAUUUUCUUGCAACUCUUCAUUCGUUGGUGACAAGCUCCACGCUGGGAUUUUACUAAUGAACUUAUAAAGGAGGUGCCAAAGAACAUUUCACUCCUUUCCUCAUUCUUUCUCCAUGUAAAGCCCUCUAUUCCUGAAUGUUGGAGUUUGGGGGUUAUUUUUUCCUCCCAAGGUCAGAAGAAUUUGUUAAUGUUUUAAAUAAAAUAUCUGAAUAUAUACA